Molecule: messenger RNA, 2622 nt
Organism: Drosophila pseudoobscura
Lineage: Eukaryota; Metazoa; Arthropoda; Insecta; Diptera; Drosophilidae
Gene: BBS4
Product: Bardet-Biedl syndrome 4
Exons: 10
Coding region: 1118-2569 (483 amino acids)
Biological process (GO): protein localization to cilium; cilium assembly
Cellular component (GO): ciliary basal body
Molecular function (GO): protein binding
Source: RefSeq, a predicted model, not a curated record
UCGAUAUUUUACAUCCUCAUCCCUAGGUUUAGCGCGAAAAAUAAAAUAAAUAAUAUAAAUUUUUGAACCGCUUGAAAGCAAACCAUUUACAUUAAUCUUGAGGCCGCAAAUAAAAUUAGCAAAACGAAAAGUUGCAAGACUCUUUGUUCUUCAUAAAACUAUCUCUUAGGCCUAACUUGCUAAUGGCGGCGAACAAUAGCAUUGAUGUUCUUCCUAAUUCACACUACUGCAAAAGGAAAGUGUCAGAAACUGCUUGGAUUCUUCGCCCCUCUCCCACCAAAUACCGACACAGGUGCACUGCACUUUAACUCUCUUCCCCUCGCUCGCUCUCAUGUACCAUUCAGUGGCCAAUCGCUCAAACGUCCGCGCGGGAGCGGUAGAGACAAGCAUUGCAUUGCGACUUCCCGUUGCAGCGUGUUUUGGAAACGCUUUGAGAUCAGCGCCGCGAUCAUGCGGCCGAUGGUUAUCUUGGUGAUCUUGUACGAUAUUUAGUGCAUUAAUUGCUUUGGUUUUGGCCAGGUAAGCACUUGAAAUGUAGCUCACGAUCACAUGUUUACUACGAGUACGGCCGCAAAUGGAAUCGAACCGAACCUAAGCGAACGCUUGCAAACAUUUGCCACUUUUGUCGGUGUGAAUUAAAUUGAGUAAUUAGGCGGUGUCAUAGAUAGGAGCUGCGACAACAAAGAGCGUACCGUGGAAACUUGUUGGAGAUACCAAAGAAAAAAGAAAAACUGCUUGUCUACAAAGUACUCGUAUCUUUGGCCUGGCAAUUAUUUACCUUACCUUGCCCAGUGCAUUUAUAGAUUGUUUUUAUUGCAUUUCGAUUAGCUUCGAAUGAGUUUUGGACAUUCUCGUCGCAGCUAAUUAAAAAUACAAGGCGUGGAAUUUGCACAGGCCCCGAAUUCGGACCGGCCGGACAGCUCUUGGCCAGCAGGCAUUAAUCCACUUAACAAGUUAAUUUCUAGGCAACCCUAAUGCGUCGUUUACCGUCCCCUCCCUUUCCUACCCCCAACAACUAUCCACACCACACCACUAUGGCCGCCAUGGCAACCCAACCUUUAAAGCUGUCAGUCAAAACAAAUCGAAAAGCCUUUUUUUGUGUAGAAUAAAACCCAAAAUGUACGAGGCCGGCGCGGAGCGGAUCAAUUGCAACGGCAGAAUCAUCGAGUUGCCCAGCCUGGAGGUGGUGCGUCCAGCUCCCAAAAUGCCAAGCGAUGCCAACAUUGAUUGGCUGCUCCACAUUUACUUUACGCGGCGCGAGUUCAGCCGCUGCCGCCGUCUCAUCGGACGUGAGCUGAAUCGUCACCUGAAUGCCGAGUAUCUGUACUUUGUCCUGGGCCUAAUUGACCGCGAAGAGGGCAACCACAUCGAGGCGCUGCGACACCUGCAAAGGUCCGUGGAGCUCAAUCCGAAGAACAUCGAGACGUACAAGGAAAUCGGACGAACUCUCUACGUGAUGGGUCGCUUUAGUCAGGCGCUGGACGUGUUCCGCGAGGCCGAGCAGAGCAGUCCUCGAAAGGAUCACGAGAUCUAUCACUAUCUGGGCGAGCUGCUGUACCGGUCGGCGACCACUCAGAGCCAGCUGGAGAUGGCCAAGAAGCAGCAGGACGAGGCACGCGCAUAUUUCGAGCUGGCCGUGCAGACGGGCAAGAAGAUGGAGAGCCACGUCCGGCUGGCAGAGCUUUAUCGCAAGGACAAGCAGUACCAGCAGGCCAUCGAUGUCCUCGAGAACUGUUUGCAUUUGACGCCGGAGAAUGCGGAGGUGCUGAUUGAAAUCAGCGUUUUGUACUUGAAAAUCAAUGAGACCCAAAAGGCCUACGAUCGCUUGGCGGAAGUCGUCAUCGAACGGAAAUGCUCCCCAAAGGGCCUAUUGGCCUUCGGCGCCAUUCUGCAGUCCCGCAACGAUGUGGAUGGCGCCCUGAGCAAGUACAGCCAAAUCGCAAACGCCGAGCCGGAAAUCGCCGAGCUGUGGAACAACAUUGGUCUGUGCUUCUUCAAGAAGCAAAAAUUCAUUGCGGCCGUUUCAUCGCUGCGAAAAUCAGUUUGGCUUUCGCCGCUCAAUUACAAUGCUCUCUACAACUUGAGCCUCAUCUACAUUGCCUCUGAACAAUACGCCAGUGCUUUUCACACGCUGGCCGCAGCCAUAAACCUGCGCAAGGACAAUGCCGAGUGCUACAUGCUCCUAGGCCUCUGUCUGCGCAAGCUGGACGACGUGGACAACGCGUUCGUGGCUCUCGAGCGGUCCAGUAGCAUGGCCAGUGGCCAGCAGGGCGCCGGACGUAAUCCUUUGGUGUUCCUGAACUUUGCUCUCUUCUGUUACGAGACGGGUCGCCUCGCUUUGGCCACGGAGCAGUACAAUCGAUUCAUGAGCCAGGCCCAGGACCUGAUGCUGCCCACGGAAUACAAGUUCCAGGCAACGAAACUUAAGUCUCUGCUUCGUAUCUCGAAUCAAGGAAAUGGAAUGCCGCUGGAGGCCGCUGAGUCGGAUGAGGCGGCAUUGGCAACGGCGCCAGAGCUGCGGCCUGAUGAGCUGCCACUGGAGGUGAAUGCCGUUGUAAGCCAGAACUAAAGCGAAAAUCUCUUCAUUGGAAGAACUCUACAUGUAUGCGCAUAAUAUGAUGU